Austrofundulus limnaeus is the source of this 689-nucleotide messenger RNA. Its product is annotated as myelin basic protein. Gene Ontology annotation, molecular function: structural constituent of myelin sheath. NCBI's taxonomy places the organism in Eukaryota, Metazoa, Chordata, Actinopteri, Cyprinodontiformes, Rivulidae. The record is from RefSeq and is a predicted model, not a curated record. The transcript has 4 exons. The coding region runs from base 270 to 668 and encodes 132 amino acids.
GUGAGCUGCAUUCCGCCCCACCCCUCGCAAACAUCAUCAUCACCUCAGAUCAGGAAGCACGGAUACGUUUUGUUUUUAUCUUCUUUUUUUGUUUUAAAGAAGAGACUUUAGGUGAAUGCAGCCGCAGCGAAACCUGACCAGGAGGGCGACGAGGCGUUAUUGUAGUAAACACGGUUGAUCUGCAGAAAGAAGAGCAUUGGUUACAUCAAGACUGAGCCGUGGAUGCAUGUGACACAGACUCACCGGAGAAGAAGGUCUCUGUCAGCAGCAUGGGACAACAUCUAGGAAAGAGGGAGACAGACAAGGCUCCGUCACCUGAACCCAAAGAAGAACCAGCCGGAACAGCAGCCGAGCCUGAAACACAGGAUGAAGUUUUUGGCCUGGUCACAGCAGAUGCCAACCUGAACAAUGGCUGCGUCUCGGAGAAGCCGGCGGUGACUGACUCCGAGGGCCCCCACCAGCUCUGGACCUCCGCCAGCACAGCUGACCCUGAUGCCGCCACGCCACGCCCCCACCUGGCCCGCCUCUUCUCCCGAGAUGCCCCGGGCCGAGAGGACAACACCUUCAAAGAGCGACCCUCCGAGUCGGACGAGCUGCAGACCAUCCAGGAGCACAGCGGAGCGGCUUCAGAGUGCGGGUCGGAGAGCCCCGAGCAGGACUUAGAAUAGGCUGACUUUUUUUCCCUUCCC